This is a messenger RNA of Cuscuta europaea, 3841 nucleotides long. NCBI's taxonomy places the organism in Eukaryota, Viridiplantae, Streptophyta, Magnoliopsida, Solanales, Convolvulaceae. The record is from the annotation of a GenBank genome assembly.
GACGCACUUAUCCCUCCCUCCUUCCUUCCCUCUCUGACCUCGACGCUUCCCAUCGGAACUGGACGUCCGCGGUGUUUUCCGGUUGAAGCCUCGCCGGAGUUCCGACGUAUAUGAUCAAUCUUCCUUUUCCUCUCUGAUAUGCUGUUUGCCAUGUUUGGCUUCAAUUUUUUUCUGUUGAGUUUUGGGUUAUGGUGGUUUGAUGCUGAAUCAGUUCUGUUAAGUAAAUAAAUGAAUGUGUAAAAUGAAUUACUUGGGUUCAAAUGGUUUUUUAAAUGAUUUAAGUUUCGUGUUUCAUUUGCUUGUUUGCUACUAGUAGUUCUUAUGGUUUUGAAGCAGAUGAUGGAAUUGGCGUUCUUUCUGUGUUGCUCAACCGCCUGUUAGAUUUGAUUUUGGUUUUCUGACUUCAGGUUUCAUUUGUUGUGGACUUGAUGGGUAAUUGCGUUUUUGAGUUUUAUAUCCUUCGCAAUAUUUAAAUAUAAAUAAAUAUUUUAAAUGACCUUCUUGAUUUUUUGGGAUUUACGCAUACCUCAGAUAGGAUAUGAUUUUAGUCCCAUUUAUUUAAGUAUUUAACUCACUAGUUGGAGACUUGCAGUAUCAUUGAGUCGUCUUGUGUGCGAUUCUCAGAUUGUCUUCUUUUUGUUCCUUUCUUUUUUGAGACCUUUUCUAUCUGUUUCUGUAGUUUUUUAUUGGCCUUCUUCAUUUUCUCACCCGGAAUAUGUGAUUCUUCGUGAAGCUCUUCUGCUAUCAAUGAUUUUAGGAAUUGUAUGUUUUUGGAGGAAUUUUGAAGGUUACUUUUUUUCAUUGUUACUGGUAAACAAACUAAUAUCUCGUAAUGCACCUUGUCGCCAGAAAGAAGUGCCCCUGAUUGCCUACUGAUUCAGAGAUCAGCCUGAUGGAUGAUAGAGUUUGUUUUACAAAUGACUAUGACUAUGUUGGUGAGCCUGUUUGUAUAAUAACAAGUGUGACCUGAUUCACAUUGUAGAACAGGUAUCUAUAAUUUUUAUGUUGUCAGCAUCCUUUUAAGUCAAGUACAAUACAUGGCAUCAAGAUCUUCUACAAACUUCCUGGACGUGGCUUGUGAAGAAAUUUUGGAUGUUCCUCAAACUCCUAGAGCUCUUCCUCGGCUAAUGACUGUUCCUGGAAUCAUCUCUGAUGGAAGCAAUGAUGGUGACUUGGAUUUUAAUUCACCCAUCCAUCAAGACCGUAAAAUUGUAGUCUCUAAUAUGUUGCCUUUGCAUGCUCAGAAGGAUAAAGAAACUUCACGGUGGUGUUUCAGUUUGGAUGAAGAUUCCCUUCACUUACAAAUGCAGGAUGGGUUUUCUUCUGAAACUGAGUUCUUGUACGUGGGUUCCCUAAAGGUUGAGAUUGAACCCAGUGAACAAGAGGAAGUUGCACAGAUAUUGUUGGACGAGUUCAAGUGUGUUCCAACUUUUCUACCCCCAGACAUUCAUAAGAAGUUUUAUUACGGUUUCUGUAAGCAAUAUCUGUGGCCUCUUUUCCACUAUAUGUUACCUAUGUGCCCAGAUCAUGGAGAUAGAUAUAAUCGUCAGCUGUGGCAAGCAUAUGUAUCUGCUAACAGGUUAUUUGCCGACAAGGUAAUGGAAGUCAUGAAUCCUGACAGUGAUUACAUAUGGGUACAUGAUUAUCAUCUUAUGGUUCUCCCAACUUUUCUGAGGAAACGUUACCACCGUGUCAAACUCGGAUUUUUUCUCCACAGCCCAUUCCCUUCUUCAGAAAUAUACCGGACUUUGCCGGUCAGAGACGAUAUUCUUAAAGGACUUCUGAACUGCGAUCUCAUUGGUUUUCAUACUUUUGAUUAUGCACGCCAUUUUCUGUCAUGUUGCAGUAGGAUGUUAGGCCUGGACUAUGAAUCGAAACGUGGGCAUAUCGGGCUUGAUUACUUUGGCCGUACCGUUUAUAUAAAAAUUUUGCCAGUGGGUAUUCAUAUGGGCAGGUUGGAAUCUGUUUUGGAGCUGUCCUCCACGAUUAACAAGGUCAAUGAAAUUCAAGAGCAAUAUAAGGGGAAAAAGGUGAUUCUUGGAGUGGAUGAUAUGGACAUUUUUAAAGGCAUCAGUUUGAAAUUGCUAGCUUUUCAACACUUAUUGGAACUAAAUCAGAAGUUUCAAGGAGAGCUUGUUCUUGUACAAAUAGUCAACCCAGCGCGUAGCUCUGGGAAAGAUGUUCAAGAAGCAAAGAGGGAAACAUAUUCAACCACUAAAAGAAUCAAUGAACUUUUCGGUAAACCCGGAUACCAACCGGUGGUUUUGAUCGACCGUCCGGCUGCUCGCUACGAAAAGACUGCAUAUUAUGCUGUGGCGGAGUGUUGCAUAGUCAAUGCAGUCAGAGAUGGGAUGAAUUUGGUGCCGUAUAAGUACAUUGUAUGUAGACAGGGAUCUUCUGGUAUUAAGUCUGAUUCUGCUCGACCGACUAGCACACUUGUGGUGUCUGAGUUUAUUGGUUGUUCACCGUCUUUGAGUGGAGCAAUUAGAGUGAACCCGUGGGACAUUGAAGCUGUCGCCGAAGCACUAAGCACAGCCAUUACCAUGCCCGAAUCUGAGAAACAUUUGAGGCAUGAAAAACACUACCGAUACAUUAAGUCUCAUGAUGUUGCGUAUUGGGCCCGCAGUUUUCUGAUGGAUUUGGAGAGGGCGUGUAAGGAUCAUUAUAGCAAGCGUUGUUGGGGUGUUGGGUUGGGACUUCGUUUCAGAGUUCUUUCGCUUUCUCCGAGUUUUAGAAAGUUGUCCAUCGAUUGCAUAUUGUCAUCGUACAAAAGGACACACAGAAGGGCGAUAUUCUUGGACUAUGAUGGAACAAUUGUGCCUCAAUCGUCGAUAGAUAGUUCUCCUAGUGAUGAAGUCAUUCGUUGCCUGAGUGUUCUCUCUAAUGACCCCAAAAAUACGGUGUUUAUUGUUAGUGGCCGAGGAAGGAGUUCCUUGAGUGAGUGGCUUGAACCAUGUGAUAGGCUCGGUCUGGCUGCUGAACAUGGUUUUUUCUUAAGGUGGAAUAAAAGCUCAGAUUGGGAAUGCAUGAAUGCUGAUGUAGAGUGGAAACAAAUUGUUCAACCUGUAAUGAAACAAUACACUGAUGCAACUGAUGGCUCGUCUAUAGAAACUAAAGAGAGUGCCUUGGUUUGGCACCACCAGGAUGCGGACCCUGACUUUGGGUCCUGCCAGGCUAAAGAAUUGCUUGAUCAUUUGGAAAAUGUUCUUGCAAAUGAACCCGCUGUCGUCAAGAGAGGGCAGCAAAUUGUCGAAGUGAAGCCACAAGGAGUGACCAAAGGGUUGGCAGCUGAGAAGGUUCUCGAGAUGAUGGUUAACAAGGGGAAGCCACCUGAUUUUGUGGUGUGUAUAGGUGAUGACAGGUCGGAUGAAGACAUGUUUGAGGGAAUCAUAAAAAUGGUUUCUGGUCUGACCAUUUCACCAGCCCCAGAAUUGUUUGCUUGCACCGUCGGACAAAAGCCGAGUAGAGCAAGGUAUUAUCUUGACGACACCACAGACGUGGUCAGGUUGCUUCAAGGCCUUGCCAAUGCAUCAAACCCAAAGCCGAUAGAGAUUGCUGAAUUCCAGUCCGUGUUUGACAUGUUUAAGUGACUUGGGGGUUCUUUUUUGUGUUUGCUUUCCGAAGGGGGUAAAGUUUUGCAGCUGUAUGGAAUGGCUGCCUUUAGUGUUGGAGAAGCGCCAUUGAUGUGUAUAUGUUCUAACUAACGACUUUCUAAUUGAAUUAUGAUAUAUAUAUAAAAGUUUGAUUUUGCGUUUUGUUUCCUGAGACCAGCCCCCAUGUAUAUCAAAUUAUCAAUGAUGAUGAGACCAUUGACCAAGUGAUGCACGAAAAAAAGUGUUCU